AUGGAAGAGGAAAAUAAGGGUAUCAGUCAAAUCGGGCCAAAACCGUCAAGAUGGGCACCUACAAGCGGCCCAAGGCCGCUUCCUUCUCAAUAUGAAAAACUAGACUAUCAACUCCCUGCAUCUUACUCAAACCCUUCUUUUGCAAUUGAUAGUAAUUUCUAAGUAGACUCUUUAAUGAGCAAUUUAUUCGAAGAUCUUUCCAUGACCACAAAUACAGGCCCUCCCAGCUAUGAUGUACCUUAUAUUUAGUCAUUUUUGCUUCCAAUCCCCAAUGACUGUGUUGGCCUCAUAAUCGGUAAACAAGGCGACAUGAUAAAAACCUUGCGCGUCACAUCUAACGCCAGCGUGAUCCAAGUAGCCAAAGACUGUGCUCCAGGCUGCAGCUAUAGGAACGUUUUUAUUGAAGGCUCAUUAGAAAGUUACUGUUUAGCUAAAAAAAUGAUAUAUGAAAUUAUUGAUGAAGUAAUUUUUAUCUAGAAUAACAAAGCAAAAAGACUGCCGACGUUUAAUUUAUCACAUACAUUGUCCUCAGAACCUUAUAUAGAAGUAGUAAUCCCUGAUCCUUAUAUAAAUUUAGUACUAGGAAAUGAUUUGUCAAUUUUGAAAAAAAUUUUGGCUGAGUCUGGGGCACAAGUUUUAGUACCGACUAAAUGUGCCCCUGGGACUAAUAAUAGAUAUAUCACGAUAACUGGUCCCCCGGAGUGUAUUAGGACUGCGAAAAGGAUGAUUUAUGAUAUUUUAGAGCCUGUAAUUGUAAAUUAGGCAUAUAGAAAACAUGCAAUUGCGAAUGGAAUUUAUACAUUCCAGCAUGAACAAGUUGACCCAGAAUACCCUUAUUGUAGCUAUUUUGCAUUAAUUCUUAAAGCACAGACAAUUACUAUGAGCGCUUGUGAAGCUACUUGUGACUCUGCAACAGCCGCACUUAAAGGUCUCCGUAUGAUGGCUCACGAUACAUAUGGGCAAUAUUAA
Blepharisma stoltei is the source of this 969-nucleotide messenger RNA. The record is from the annotation of a GenBank genome assembly. NCBI's taxonomy places the organism in Eukaryota, Ciliophora, Heterotrichea, Heterotrichida, Blepharismidae.